UACCCGUGUUAAAGAGUUCAGCAGUAGUGGUGAUGAUGAUGAGCGCAGCUCCACAGAUGCACCGACAUAUCGGACAUAUAACGAUCGAAGAGUGGGGGUGGUGAGGGAUGGUGAACGCGCGCUGACUCUCUGCAGGGCCCACUUGUUCACCACUGCGUUGGCUUGCCUUGCCACUCGCGAGCGCGUUGCCGAAGCGACAGCGUCGGGUACAUCCUUCUUCGGCCGCGCUCACGAUUUUGUGUUUACUUUACAAUUCGAGGAAUUCGCCGGGAACUGUCAUAGUACCUUGGGAGAAAAAGGAUCAGUUCUUGAGUUUCCGAAUCGAAAAGUUUGAUAGAACGAUUAGUGUGAUCGCGAUUCUCUCGAUCAACAUCGACGUAAAAGUGCAUGUGACAAUCAUAUUUUUGUUGAAAGAACAUGUUCUGAAAGAACACCCUGUCGUGUCGGUUUUUUUUCUUCUUUCUUAUCAGUGAUUGAGUAACGAAACCGAGAAUGACAACCGAGUCUUUGGCGCGCGAGGUCGACUCGCACAUCGUCACCAUCCUAUCCAGGCUGUCAGCCCUUCGGGAGAACAAUGCCGAGGUCACUGACAGAAAACCACCCAUGUCCAUCGAGGCUCGGAGUUUAGAACUGUGGCGAGCGGUGGCUGUCGAGUGCUUUGCUACUUUUCUCUUCAGCCUCGUGGUUGCCGGCGCAGCCGCUGCCUCUGCCGUAUCCGGAAGUGGUCUUUCCGUAUUAGCCACCGCCGUGGCUUCCGGUUUUGCCAUCGCCGCGAUUUCUCUCAUCUUCAGCCAUAUAAGUGGUGGACAUAUCAAUCCAGCAGUUUCGGUAUCGUUCGCUUUGUGCAGACGGAUUUCCCCACUUCGUGCAGUACUUUAUGUAGCAGCACAAUGCGGUGGCGGAAUAGCAGGGGCGGCGAUGCUUUAUGGUGUAACUACACCUUCGAAUACGCAAACCCUGACGUCCGGUCGACUAGGAGGUCCAAUCGAGAGGCUUUUAGUCGAGAUAGCACUGUCAGUGUUUAUCAUACUAGCUCAUUUUGCUGCGGAUUCAUCCAGAUUAUUGCCGCCUACGAUUUCUUCAAAGGCUUCCGCAGUUUUAGCCGCGGCCUACACAGCGGCCACUCUCGUUUCCAGUCCCUUCCUAAAUCCAGCGCGCGCACUAGGCCCGGCCUUCGUGAUGAAUCGCUGGGACAACCACUGGGUCUACUGGGUGGGUCCGCUUUCUGGAGGCGCCGUGGCGGCUCUGCUUCACGAGUACGUCCUGAGUCCCAGACGCGUGAAGGACUCGCGCGACAUGGACGACGGCGAUAAUUCGUCCAUGAGAUCCGACGAGGAUACGUACGACGACCUGGACAAACCGAACGGGCCCAAGUUCCCCGGUGCUUACGCGACUUAUCGUCCCGUAGCCGGCGCGUCGUCGUCGAUCUACAGCGCGCCUCCGUCCGCGUUGGAGCGAGUCGAGUCGAUCUACGGCGGGACCAAAUCGCUCUACUGCAAAUCGCCCCCGUUGACACGCGCCAAUCUGAAUCGCUCGCAGAGCGUCUACGCGAAAUCGACAUCGGGUCCGCGGGACGGCCUGAUGAUCCCGAAGCCGGGGCCACUGAUGCCGGCCCAAAGCUUGUACCCCAUCAGACUCGGUCAGAACGGAGGCUGUCAGAGCGGAGUUGGCAAUCGCGAGCAAACCCAACCGAUCCCCGGCGGUCCGCCGAGUCAGUCCUCGCAGAAUCACAACAGCACUAAUCAGAACAUGCAGAAUCAAUUGCAACAGUGCACGCAGAGCAUCUACGGGAUCCGCGGGAUCUCCACGAGUCUUAGCACGCGGGAGAACGGUAUCUACGGGGUGUCGACUGGUUCCAGCAUCUACGGUCGCGCCCCAGCGCCGCCGCCGAGUAGCCAGAAUUCGCAGCAGUCCGGUCAAAGCAGCGGUCAGUCCUCGAUACAGAAUCAUCCACCGCCACCGCCGCCGCCGCAGCAACAGCAACAGCAGCAGCAGCAGCAGCAGCAGCAGCAACAGCAGCAGCAGCAGCAGCAGCAGCAGCAACAACAACAACCGCAUCAGAACGGACCACUGUCGACUAACUCGGAUAACGUACCGAGUACCAGACGACCCGAGAGCAUGUACGGCCACGUUUCAAGACGCAGCGACGACUCUGCGUACGGAAGCUAUCAGAGCUGCACACGAGGAAAUUACGGAAAGAUGCCCGGACCGCCGCAAUAUCGUGAUCAGGGGAGACCGAGCCCGGCCGGGCCUCUUCAACAGAGUCAGAGCGCGCAGAAUAACUUCCAAAGAAACUCACCGAAUCCUCAGUAUUGACUGUAGAUCAAAAAACCGAUGGAUCCAGUCGAACGCGAUCAGCGAAUUACUUCGUUCUCAAUGAGAAAUAUAACUUUUUGUUAAUUAUUGAAAAAUUUUAGGCUCUUCGAUAAGAGCCUUCUCUAGAUCGUCCUGAUAUGUUAUAAAGUAUGCUAUUUGCAAUGACUGGUUCUACACGAAAGAAUUUUCUCUUAGAAUUUACCUUGAAAAUCAUGGUAAUCGUAGCA
This is a messenger RNA of Nylanderia fulva, 2543 nucleotides long. RefSeq names its product MIP channel family protein big brain (gene bib). Gene Ontology annotation, molecular function: water channel activity. NCBI's taxonomy places the organism in Eukaryota, Metazoa, Arthropoda, Insecta, Hymenoptera, Formicidae. Gene Ontology annotation, biological process: water transport; transmembrane transport. The record is from RefSeq and is a predicted model, not a curated record. Gene Ontology annotation, cellular component: plasma membrane.